This is a messenger RNA of Heterobilharzia americana, 687 nucleotides long. The record is from the annotation of a GenBank genome assembly. Lineage: Eukaryota; Metazoa; Platyhelminthes; Trematoda; Strigeidida; Schistosomatidae.
AUGAAUGCCAACAAAGAUGAAGCGCUAAAAUGCAUUUUCAUUGCCAGAAAACGUUUGAGUGCUGGAGAACGCGAUGCAGCUAAGAAAUUUCUACUAAAAGCUUUGAGAUUAGAUCCAUCUGUCAAUAUUGCAGUCGAAGAAGAACAGGUUAGGUCAGCACAAGUUCCCCGUCAUGGUGAUACUUUCUUCCAGUAUGAUGCUGACGUCUUCACCAUGUUUUUCAACGGGGGGUUUCCAUUUUCACAAGUUUACCGGGAUCAUCGUCACAGGCGUCAGAGAUCUCGAGAAUCUGAGCGUGAAAGUAACUACUUUGUCUACAUUCAGUUGGUCCCACUUAUCAUAUUAUUUGGUCUAUCCUUCUUCAGCAACCUUUUUGUGAAGGAUCCAUACUUUAGUUUGACCAAGUCGAACAAAUACUACAUCGAGCGACAUACGGGAACGCAUAAAGUACCUUAUUAUGUUAAGAAGACAUUCGAACAAGAUUUCUCGGGUAAUAUUCUUCAUUUGGAAAAUCAAGUGGAAGAAGAAUAUAUAAGCAACCUUCGGUUUCGAUGUUUCAGGGAAAAAGAUUACAAAGAAAAUCUCCUAUUCCGUGCAAGGUAUUAUGAUGAUCAUGCUAGCUAUGAAAGGGCUAUGCAAAUGCACAUGCCUAACUGUGAACGUCUUUCAGAAAUAUUUGCCACUUGA